AGGCCAGGUGGUGGGGGAAGAUCACUCGCCCGCCCCUGCUGCUCCCAAGGAGGUGUUUCUGCAUCCUCGAUCAAUUUUUCGCAAGCAUCGGUGGUAAGCUUUGCGACAUCGCAAAAUUAAAUAGAUGCGGACAUAGGUCGGACUCUUCUAUCAUACGCUCGAAGGCAGUAGUACUUAGCUUUUAUUGGUGUGAGAGCUCUUGUCCCUUCCUCGCUCGCUCGCUUUUCGUGCUCGUAUUCGUGCGCAUAGUUAAAAGUAAAACCAAGGUGGACGAUGACUUCGAACAUUAACAUUUCGUCGUCGAAAGUGCAAACGGUCGCAAAAAAGAACAAAUCGUAUCGCCGCAAUCUUCUUGCUAAAUCAAACCCGAAUGUCCACUGACAUUCUCACUCACUGCACACGUUUUCAUACAAAUUAGGGGUGGAGCCUUGAUAUUGUACCCGUCAUGGGAACGGGAGUUAAUUAUCAAUUUUUGAACUUUAUCCAAGACCAAGAUUCAAUAAAAGUCUGAAAGCCCUCCAUCAGUUUAACCAUGUCGGCCAAAAUGCAGAACACCAGCACUGACCACAGAGAGGAUAAGAACAACUCCUUAGCACAAAACGACGAGCAGCAGAACUCCUCUAGCACUUUGCGACAGAGGCGUGGAGCUGGUGGUGCAAAUGGUCGACAGAACAACCCGAAGGGUCCCAACCUCCAGAACAACUCCGAUUACACGCCGCAGAGAAAUAACGAGAAGAACAAGAAGGGACUAAAGCAAGUUGUGUUAUCCCCAGCAACGCCUCCCGUGUCUUCAGACCAAAAGUUGUCCCCUGCAGCUUCCUCAAACCGCAACAAGCAGCCGAAGACGACGCCUGUGAAGAACCCUAAGCUGUCCAGUCCCCCGCGGACCAAGUCGAUCUCGGAACGAUGGAGAAAGGCGGAGUUUUGCACGAAAAACACGUUUUUUCCGACUACGGAGGAAAGUAAGUUGAACGCGCCUCCGGCGUUCAGAAGAGCUGUUGAAGGGGGUGGAGAUCAUCUUUGGCAGGCAGGUCAACACCAAGAAGGGAAAAGUGCUGCAUUUGUUCCAAGUCGUGCUGAUUCAUCUCACACUCACAACCAGAGCCGCAGCCAAAGUAGUAAAGUCUCCUUCGAGUAUCCCUUUCUGGAGCAGCUGCACCGGCGGGGGCAGAAACUCGGGCAAGACCCCCAGAACACACUGUACGAGUCGACGACGUUUGUGGGCGCAAUCCGGGAGGGAGUCAUGGGGACCGAUUUUUUCUACAGUUUCGUGGAGUUCGUUUUUCGCUUGCUUUUGCCGGUCGUCGCUGUGUUGGUCUUGCUGGUCGGCGGAGGCAUCUGCGUGCUUUUUCCAAGCAAUAGCACUUCUACCGAAGAAGGAGGAGGUGGUGGGAAUCCGAAUACCAGCACUGCGAUGGAUUUUCUAGAUUUUUCCAACUCGCUCUUUCACCAUUCCAGCGCGACGGUCCACGCGAUCCGCUUUUUCCAGCAGUUUUUUUGGUGGUUCGCGAUUCUGUUCGCCGUCGCAUUUUUCUCUGAAAAACACCUCUCCGGGUGGCGGCCCGAUUAUAGCGUGUGGCCAGAGGAAAACAAGCGGAUCAAAUCUUUGGCACACCUGAUCCAACCCGGAUUGUACUAUUGCGGAAUGACAUCUUCACCAAGCGGAGCAGUAUCGUCUGGCUCGAGAGGUGAGGAUCUAAUGGGAAACGAAUUUGCCGAUGGGAGGACAAGAACCGAAGCAACUUCAACAUCGCCUCCGUCUGCGAAGGCUUCGUCGUCUCCUGUGUCGAAAAGCAACAGCAAAUCAUCGACGUCUAGUGCCAAAAACCACAACAUUAUGGUGGAAUCCGGUUUGUGUGGGGGCAUCACCAGCGUCAUGAGCUCGGCGCAAUUGUUGGAGAAGAUUUUCACUUUCGGGACCACGCCCGGAGGCCGAGCAAGGCAAAGUGGGACGUCUCCUACUGCGGAUGGUAUCGCGUCCUCGAGCAGUCCGGCCAAUACCGGCGCUGCGGGUGAUCUGCUUUCAAAGCGGGAAACUCCUACUGACGGCGGCAGUAGCAGCAGCAGUUCUUCGGGUGCAAAGAAUGUAGUUGAUAACGGAAAAUCCAGAAUGAUGAACGCGAAGAAUUCAGAAGUAGAACUGGAAUUGGCUGAAAUGGAACCCAGCUCGCCCGCCGUGGUGUCCGUGGUCGCGCCUCAAGCUGAUGGCGAUAAAGAGGAUCAGCCAAGUGCAGGGGAAAAUACUGCUAUGGUUUCCACAGACCCCAUUUCCCACACUCCGUCCACAGCCAGCACUCGGACGACAGCAUCGGCAUCCUCAUCUACGGCUACUUCGAACGACGGGAACAAACUCUCUACAACUACCGCAUCAAGCACGAAUAGUACGUCCAACAACAGCAGGUGCAGGACCACCCCCGCAGAUACAAGCACAGCGACCACAACCACGGUGGUCAGCGAAAACAGCGCAAGUGGCAGCGGUGUUUAUUCUUCCAGCAAAACCGCACCCUCGUCCUUAUGCUCGCGCAAACUCGGAACCGCUGCCACCACCAGAAUGAGCGCCACAUCUUCCAACAACCUGUCCUCCUUCGUCCGCUAUUGGCGUGAGCACUGCAAUUUCCCCAAUUACGAGAAGAACUACGAGGCGUUCUGGGUAAAGUACCUGUACAAGUUUUUGCCGGGCGUGCAAACGGGCGACAUUUGCACACUGGUGCCCUACACCUGCUACAAGGCCCCGAAGGGAAAAAAAUACGACUGCCGGGUCUGGAUCCGCGUGCCGGCAGGCAGACCCGGCGUGGAGCGGGGUAAAGACCAGCAAAGCACUACUGCUUCAUCUCCGCCUUCUUGCGAGGACAGCAGUACGACCCUGGAAGAAGCCAUUGCGGUGGAUUUUACGUUCCCGAGCACGGAGGUGGACGUCGCGGGGGUUUUUGACAGUGCAACGACCAAGAACGAACCUAGUAAAAAGCGCAAACCCCUGCCGCUCGUCAUUCUGCUACACGGCCUGAACGGCGGGUCCCACGAAAUCUACGUAUUAGAUGCCGUCGAGGAGUUUCGGGAUCGCAAGAAGAUGGCGGUCUGUUGCGUUAACGCAAGAGGCAUGGGCGUGACGCCGAUCGCAAACUCGUAUUCCAUCUGGAACGCCUUGCGGUUCGAGGACGUCCGCAUCGCACUGCAGGAGAUUUUGAAGCUCUGGUACCAUGCCGGCUACGACUACGAAAACGUGUUUUGCGUCGGCUUUUCCAUGGGCGGGAUUCUUCUGAGUCAGGUGCUCAGCCACUGUGGGGAAAAUCUGUUCGACAGAGUUUCCCUAUGUCCUGCGGAGACUGCUGCAAAAACGACAACAGCUUCAGCACCAUCAAACAGCACGUCCGUGCCUACUACUGCUCUCGAAGAACAAGUCAUGGACUACUCCUUCCUGAAACUCCGGGGUGCAGUGGUGGUUUCGGGGCAACAGAAUACCCUACAGAACAUGAUUCGGCAGCGGGGGCACCGGAUGUGGCAGCCGAUGCUGGUUGCGGCUUUGAAAGACAACUUCGGAAAGUGGUGGAAACUGGUCGAAGAGAGGAUGAUGACGCAGACUGGUGACAAGUCGAACAGGACGAAGAUAAAGAACAAGAAGAUCGAUCCAAAAAAGAAAAACACAACAUCGCCUCCUGCGACAACAAAUAAUAGCUCAUCCCCUUUUAUGGGUGUGGUCGAACAAGCGGGCAGCGGCAGUACAUCGUCGUUGUCGUCGCCCUCCCCAACCAAGAAAACCAUCUCCAACUACCCGGAUCAUGAAUUUCAACAUCCCGUCGCAGCAGGCGAACAAACACGACGAGGAUUGCAGUCGCGAAUCCCACCCAUCCGGCUCUCGGACAUUCCCCACUACCAAAAUCCGGUGCCCGACUUUCGAAUGCCGGAUAGCAUGACAGAUUCCACGACUACAUCUGCGCCAGCGGACCAUUGGCUGCACUACCCCGACGACGCGUUUUUGCACGGGAUCGGCAUGCCCAACCACUUCCACCUUUGGGAAAACGAAAACCACAUGGGUACAGCUACCAGUGGAGAGGAUAUUAAGGAUAACAGCAGCAACAUUUCGUCACCGAGGACGAAACUACAGGCCUCGUCCCAGGAGCACAUUCCGGAGCUACAGCUGGACCACAAGCGAAUUCUGCAAGCGAACAACUGUGCGGAUUUUGACACCUACCUGGCCGUCCCCUUCUACCGGUUCGGGGUCGGGCUGCAGGGCCUCGCCAACUACUACGCCAGUCAGCGCACCGAGCUGUCCCAGCUGCAAAUGUGUCCCACCCUGUUUCUGCACGCGCUCGACGAUCCGGUCUGCUCCAGCUGGGGUUUCUUGGACCACGUCUUGUCGGCGUUGAAGACGUCGGAAUCAGGAAGUGGUACUAGUAGCAGUUGCGGCGUAUCCUACAGAAUGAACCAAGCGAGGGAAGCCUCGCACAAAGGAAUCCUCCUGAUGACCGCCACAGGCGGGCAUGUCGGGCUAUCAACUGCAAAUAUGUCUAGGUGGUUUUUGGAAAAAUGUGAUGCGAUGACGAUAUCGCGGAUGUUGAUAAAGCGAGUGCAAAUGCAAGCGGCCAAGCAGGGCAAUUUCUUGAGUGGCUAUCUACUUAUUUGCAUUUAUCGCUCUGCAUCUAGUCCUCAUUACGCUUUCGUGUAAUUUCGCCUGAGAAUAAGUAAAUAAAUCCAUCAGCAUCGACGCAUAGACUAUGGCGUGCUCUUUCACAACAUGCAGUCAUCAUGCAGAGUUUUGAGUCAUGAUGAUGAUGAUGAUGUUGAUGAUGCUCUCCUUCUCGCCAAAGCAGCAUGACAAGUUUUCAAAUUUCCCGCUUCCGACAUAUUUGCAACGCAUAGGCUUGGCCACGGAGCCAUGUGAAAGACGAAAAGCGGUGGUGCUACAUGAAGGAUGUUUUGUGUAGUUUUCUCAAGUAUGAAUUGCAAAGGUAUCGUACUCGUAUAUGUAUAAAUAAAUGCAUUACAAAUUUCCUCAGCAUGAGAAUAAAUAAACUUUGUCAUGCGGAUUUACCUUCGGAAAAAAAUUUGUAAUGCGUGACUGCAAUUACUACGAGUACGAUGCUUUUGCACAGCAUAUCAAAGCCUGCAGGGACUUUGCUGAGGAAGAGGAGCGGCCGAAAAUUCCUGGUGGCGUGUAGGCGUGGACCUCUGAGCCGUCAGGUUGCAGUGAGUGAACUUCUACCGCAUUAGCAUUCGACUAGAUUUUCGAGGAGAUUCGAUUUUCCAACGGCUCGCUCCGUCUUGGGCUGUUCUAUAUUUUGACUUUUCUUGGGCUGGACUUCAACUUUCUUCUCUUGAUUGUAGCACUUUCAGAAGUUGGCGCAGUAGACUGAAACUGAUAUUAACGCAGACGAUUCGCUGCCUACGCGCAGCUUGUAAGUACAUUCAUUGCGUCGCAUCAUUUUCCUUUCUGUUUCGAACUUUAGCGCUUCUUUUUUCUGUCUAAUGUCUAUUUCGCAAAUAAUUUGUUAGUCAAGUACGAGGACGCUUGGUCUUCCGCUUGCGAUAAAGGUUUUAUUCACGAAUGAACUGUACAAUUAUCUUGAAUAAGGGUCGUGGAAGGUGUCAUGCGCUUUCCUCUUAAGGUGAUGUGUGGAAUUCGUCACAGUCUAUCAGUGACUGGCUUAUCAUGG
Amoebophrya sp. A120 is the source of this 5651-nucleotide messenger RNA. The record is from the annotation of a GenBank genome assembly. Lineage: Eukaryota; Dinophyceae; Syndiniales; Amoebophryaceae.